CCUCUUUCCCUACCAUUAUGCCAUGCUUAUUAGUAUUUUUUUUAACACUGCACUGAACCACCUUCCUUAUUAACCUACUACCUUUUUCAUUUUUCUUUCAUCCUUUGCUUUUCUCUUUUUCUUCAUCUUUUCUUGUCCUUUCUCCUUCUUCUCCUCAUUCCACCAUCUCUCCCUCCUUCUCUUAUAAUCAUAUUACUUUGGACUAUAUAUACGAAACAUAACUUUAUAUUUAUUUAUACAACCAGAGAAUCCAACCCCCACCUAAUAUAAAUCUCAAACCUCUCACACUUCCAAACUCUAUAACAAAAUCAAUCAACACCCAUGGAAGAAGACUCUUCCUCUGCUGCUUAUAUCCGUCUGGUGCACCGUUUGAUAGAGGAGUGUAUCUUGUUCAAUAUGAACAAAGAAGAGUGCAUGGAGGCUCUUUCUAAACAUGCAAAUAUCAAGCCUGUUAUUACUUCCACCGUUUGGAAGGAGUUAGAGAAGGAGAACCCGGAGUUUUUCGAGGCAUACUCGAGAAGCAGAGCAGAGAAAGGUUCGGGUUCUGAGAGAGAGACGAGGCAAAGGAUACAGAACAUGGUGUUAGAUUCUUCCAACCAACGAGUUUAGAUUUGAGACGCAAUCGAGAUUAAUCAUGAAUAAAAUGAAGAUGAAGGAAGCAUGUUGUUUAUGUAAUAAUAUCCUAAUCUGAGGGUAAUAGUUGCAGAACCAAACAAUAUUAGACCAUGGGACAACAUCGUAGUAUCAUCAUGUAUAUGGGCGGCAUAAAUGGCUUUAUUUGAUUUGUCCCAAGAUGUAGAAGUUUAAGUCAGCACUCUACAGUGAUUGCAGAGUGUGACAUGGCAUAUAUACAAGUCUUGUUCUGAAUAAUUUUGAAAAAAAA
Molecule: messenger RNA, 883 nt
Organism: Vigna unguiculata (cowpea)
Lineage: Eukaryota; Viridiplantae; Streptophyta; Magnoliopsida; Fabales; Fabaceae
Source: RefSeq, a predicted model, not a curated record